AUGUCCAACCCCUCCUCGCCCACUUCCAACCAGACCGAGAUGGUCUUGGACCCAGCGGCGCAGAAUGCGCCUCAGCAGCAAGGCGCUGCGAUGCAGCCGGACUCAGCUGGGUCCCAACAACAGCUCCCCGCGCCAUACCAGGUGCCCAACCAGUACGCAGGGGCGGGGCCGUCGCAUGCGCCACUACACCCGAUGGCGCAAGGCGGGUUCCCGCACGCGUACGCCUCCCCGUACGGGGCACCGCUCCCCUACCAGCACCAGUCGCCGCCAACAGUAUCCUCGGCCGCACUGCACCCAACGGUGCAAUAUGCUCACGCGCCCGCAUCGUCGAGCAUGCCAGGGCCCGACCGGUCGAACGCAGCGCCGUUCCUGCCCCCUGGAAUGCCCCCGCUUAUGCCCAUUCCAGGUAUGUCGUGGGCAGCGGUCCCCAAUCACCACCUCCUUGUGGCGCACUCGGCCGGAUGCAGCUGUUGCACGGAGUUCGUGCGACACUACCAGGCGGCGAUGAACGACUCCUCGUUCAGGAACGCGUUGACUGCGGUCCAAACCCAACUGCAGUCGCAGUUUUGGGGAUAUUUCGAGGAGCAUGCACGCUCCAGGGAGGGAGAGAACCGCGCCGAGCAUACGCGGCAAGUAGAGGACUUGGAGCGGCAGCUCCGAGCAGCAUUGGCAGAAGCCACCUCGCUCCGCGAACGCGCUCGAGUCAACACCGAGCUGGAGCAGGAGCUCAAUGCCGCACGGGCGGAAACGACGACUCUUCGUCAGGACCGCGACCGAUAUCGGUCGGAACGCAACCAGGCCCGGGAGAUGCUCAAUGACGAGAAUCGUCUCCGGGCUCGUGCGAGCCAGACUCGGCCCAACCAAGCUAGGCGGGUCCCCGCAGUGCCGCCUGGUCACCCCGACUUCCCUGAGUCGCCGGAACGGGGGUAUCCAGUGAGAUCGUCGCGGUCGGCGCGGGACAAUAGUCCACGCCGACCGUCCUUGAUGGUGCCUCGUUCGACCGAGUCGGGUCCGUCGAGGGAUCGGGAUGAGCCCAUGUCUAUGACGGGGUCGUCUCCAAUGUCCCGGACGGCGGGUCCUUCAAGGGCCCCGCACCGGGCGACCGAUUCGACGCCGCCGGCGUCUGCACCGGAAGCGUUGGGGUCGUCGAGUCGGCAUGCGGCCACUGGAUCGGGUCCCACUGUGGACUUCCAAGACUUCGAGGAAUUGUCCUCUGGGGACGACGAAGAGGAUCUCUUCGACGAAAAAUACAUUAAGAAGAAGGCAGCACGUAAGGUGCGACAGAACGCGGUGUAUGGGACCCCGUUGGCCCCGCCACCAAGGCCACCCAACUAUUCGAGUGAUGGACGCUUUCCGCGUCCUAGGAUCACCGGAUGGCCGUACCAUAUGCUCGCAGUCCCUGAGGACUCUAAUCCUCGCGAGGCGGACCAUUGGUACGACUUUGUACCCGUCACCCCGGAGGAUGCUCAGCGGCUGCUGAGGGCCACAGCGACCGAUAUGGGUCAGGCGCGCGCUCGAAUCAAGCACUUGCUUCAGCAAGUUCAGAGGAAUUCGGUGUUGCAGGGUGUCCAGGGUAUCCGUGCCCUCGCAGACGCGUGGCGGAACCCGGACAAGGCUCCCUACCUGCCGACCAUCAUGCACCCGGCAGCGUACACCCCUCCAGGUAUGGAGUUCGCGGACACCUUGCAUCUGCCGCCUCCCACUGGACGCCGUCCAGGCAUACCUCCGAACGUCAUGAAGACGACCCGCCCGGAGCAAGACCUGAACGGACCUCGUCGACAGCAGCCGCGCACCACCGACCCCCCGGAAGCUCACCGCGAAUGGUGGAGGUCCUAUCAGGACCGCAUCCCUGUGUGGAUGGAGCGCGCGCAGGAUGGCGGACCGACACUGGUCUCAGCGCAGUUCUUCGUGUACACGCGGAACCCGAUCGCACGGAACCGUGGAGUACCGGAGCGGGCACGCUGGGUCACGCUGGCGACCGCACUGUUCUCGGUGCCGGGACUGUAUCGGCACAUCCUGCAGCACUGGCAGUUGCAACCCCAGGGCCUGUACUCUCAUGCAUACUACACGGGGUCGCUCGACGACGACGACCUGACCGUCUUCCACGUCGCACACUGGUACGCGUCCCAGGGGCUCACAGUCGCCUUAGCCGACCUGUUCCAACGUCCGGCGCACCGCGCUCGUGCUCAGCAGGCGGGUUUGGACGCCAACACCAAUGUCCUGGCGUUCCCCGGGAUCGUCUCGGCCACGAGCGCGGGCCCCGUACCGCCCAUAGCCUCGCUCGGCAUGCGCGGCUUGGCGGUUAACCCCGCACUCGCCUUCUUACCCGCCGCACCGAUCAUCGCGCCAACCGUCGCGCCCGCACCCGCGCCCGCACCCGCACCCGCACCCGCGCCCGCUCCCGCACCCGCACCUGCAACCGCACCGACCCCGGUGCCAAACCCCGCCGCGCCUACUCAGAUGGACGUCGAUCAGUCGGCUCAGACGGUCGACAACAUCGCCCACAACGCGGCGCGACAAGAGCCUGAGGGGGAUGCUGCAGCCCCGGAGGGUGGUAACCACACGGAGCAGAUGGACGAAGAGUCCUGA
Molecule: messenger RNA, 2589 nt
Organism: Trametes versicolor FP-101664 SS1
Lineage: Eukaryota; Fungi; Basidiomycota; Agaricomycetes; Polyporales; Polyporaceae
Exons: 1
Coding region: 1-2589 (862 amino acids)
Source: RefSeq, a predicted model, not a curated record